UAUAUAGUGAAAGUUUACCAACAUUUUUCAUGCCGGUGUUUCGAAGUAUUUUGUUUAUAAAAUGGCUUUGGUUUCUGAUCCUGAGACGCAGAAGGCCAUUGAAAAUGAACUAGAAAUUGUGAAGAAGACACUGAGCGAAAAAGUGGAGGGAUCUGAGAUUAUUUCUUGUCAUCCGGUUGCUGUCAAUGUUCGAAUCACGAGAACGAAAUUCAAGAAUGUAAUCGUCCUGCUUCAAUUUCCUGAGCAAUAUCCCAACAAUGGCAUUCUAGUAGAACUGAAAAGCAAAACUUUGCCCCCAAGGCUGUUGUCUAAAAUGAUGGAACUUUGUGAUCAGGAGGCUAAGAAAUUCUUGGGUAAGCCUCAGGUUAUCCCUAUGCUUAUAUUUGUGAGGAGAUUUCUUGAUGAGAAUCCUUUGAUUGCAUGCUCUGAUGAGCUGCAGUAUAUCAAGUCAAAGUUACUAUCAGAUAGUGAUGAACUGAAAAUAAAACAGAAAGCUGGAGUGCUCAACAUACAUAUAAAUCAAGACAAAUAUUAUCUGGAUGUGAAGAUAACUGUUCCUGAUGACUAUCACACUUCUGCUAUAAAGAUAGACCUGAAAGAUUCAAACUUUCCUGAGAAUUUGGUCAGAGUAUUUAUUGGUCAAGCUGUUGACAUGGCAAGAACAUGUGUUGAGGCACCAUUGCGACGUAAACCAAAAGAUCCACCAUUUGAACCAAAGCCAUCAUUGAAGCUAGUGUGUGAUUUCCUAGUUGAUCAGUGUGCCAGACCAUGUCCUAAGGAGAGAUGCCCUAUAUGUCAAAAAAAAGCUCUCCCUGAAGAACCAAAGGAAGCUGUUACAGAACCCACAGAUCAUCAGUAUGUUGAGCGUGUUUACUGCAAUCAUCUAUUUCAUUAUGGAUGUCUGGACAAAUACAUGAAAACACCUCCUUUUCAAGGAGGAAAGAAAUGUCCAGCAUGUAAACAAGUCAUUUAUCAUGAUCGUUGGAAAGUAACACCGAAACUUGCAGAAGAAAGAUGGGCACAUCACGAAGCCAAAAAAAGAGAACUCUCUGAAGUCGUGGACUUCCUAGGAGACUGCCUUUGACAAAAAUUACUGCAAUUCUGCAUGACAAAUGCUGAGCAAAAUUGUUCCAAGAUAACUCAGUGCGGUUCCUCAAGAAUGGUCACGGUCGAUCAACUUACAGAUACAUGUAGAAUACGUUAAACCGGUUUCUUCAAAACCCGGUUGACACUAAUGGUGGAAUAAGCCUAUGAAAAUGUUUGCGCAGCUAUGUCUAUCUUACUUCGAACAAACAAACGCGACCCAUAAGCACUAUUCUAGUAAGACAACAGAAGCUCAGCUAGGUCAGGUGUUAAGAUAGGAAUACAGUAUCAGCGGAUCUCAGUUAUUCUGAAGGUUCAAAAGAAUGGGCUAUUAUAUAACGAAAUAAGACUACAGUCCUACAUGUCCAAUAGUAAGCAUACAGUAUAACCAAGUCUCCCACAACACUAAUUCGUUUGAAAAGAAUCCCUCUCAGUCCCAAACCGAAAGGACUCAAAAUAUCUUUGGACAGACAGGCGCUUUCGUUUUUCUUUCACCCAUCCACGCUACUCGGUUUCCGUUUGGUAACGACUUGAUGCGCUUUCACCUAUCGUCCUCUCUAAAACGCCGAUAUGCAGAUGAAAGCGGCUGUUUUCACUUGUCCACACAAAAAAUGGAGCGUCUCUCGCAGUUGGCUGUCUUUUCUCGUUCUGUUACUGAUCGAUACAGGACUUGACGAAUGACCUGAUGAAAAUUUCUCAUCCUACACGGAGAUGAAACUAUUAACGGUGUGCGACAGGAAUCUUUCCCUCUUCAACGUAGGCCCGUUUCUCGAAAGUCACGGUCACUUCACAGAGCCGGAGUCGUAUUUUAAAAUCUAAAUUUGAAGUAAUAGUGGUGCAUAUCUUAGCUCACAAACCAGUCUCCUAGGUUUUGUUUCCAUAUAGUUUUAUUUCUUAAAAAACUUUCAAGACUCUCAAGAUCCUAAUCCCUAAUGUCAACAUGGCAAACAGCAAAGAGCUUUUCGGGACCAGUAACAAUUGGGACUUUCGAGAAACGGGCUCCGGAUAUGUCUACAUUAUUGCGUAAAGAACUUAUGCAGUUUUGCCUGAACUUUUAAGCUUCGUUAAAUCUGCUCUUCAAUCUUUCGCAGCGUGAAUCUGGUACAUCAUUGCUGAAGUGAAACCGAUGUAUCUGUAUGAGCCAGCUAGGUGUAAAAAUUGAAAUCUAGUCUAAAGUGCUGUUAAUUCGCGAAGGAAGCAUAGUAUAAUGAAUUGAAUUAUCUUGGACUGGAUAAAGUGCGAUGAAAGUAUUUUACAACAAAAAUAAAUUACUA
Molecule: messenger RNA, 2357 nt
Organism: Pocillopora verrucosa
Lineage: Eukaryota; Metazoa; Cnidaria; Anthozoa; Scleractinia; Pocilloporidae
Molecular function (GO): metal ion binding; protein binding
Source: RefSeq, a predicted model, not a curated record